GAAGAAAGUCGGGAUCGACAUUCUGAGUGACGAAGUUCCCGCCAUCUUGAACGUGAAAAGUACUGUGUUGAUCAGAUGUAAAAAUACAGGUAACCAUGAGUGACUUUCAAGAAUAUCCAGAUGUUGUCCAGGAGGUCAGAGGAGCAUUGAAUCCUGGCAGAUUAAAAUUACAGAGCAACAGUGUCAUCUUUAAAAACAACAAAACUGGCAAGAUUGACCAGUACCCAGGGACGGAUGUGGACAAGGUUCACUGGUUAAAGCGAGCCCGGGGGAACUGCCUGAAAUUCCUCUUGUCAAGUGGAACCAUUCACAGAUAUGAUGGCUUCAAGGAAGGGGAGUUUGAGAAACUCGCAGCUUUUAUUUCCAAGUAUUACAUGGUGAGCUUAGAGAAGAAAGACAUGUCAGUUAAAGGAUGGAAUUGGGGACUUGCGAACUUCACAGGUAAUGCCCUGGAGUUUGAGGUGGACAACAAGUUGGCCUUCGAGGUCCCCCUCAGUCACGUCUCUCACACCACCACCGCUAAACAGGAAGUGACCCUGGAGUUCCACCCCAAUGAUGACGCGGCGGUCUCCCUGAUGGAAUUAAGGUUCCACAUCCCACCAGAUCCAAAGGACACGGAGAAAGAUCUUGUACAAGAGUUUUACAACAAUGUCUUGGAGAAGGCGGACAUCAUACAGGCCACAGGAGAUGCCCUGGCUGUGUUUACAGAGGUCCAAUGUCUCACUCCCAGAGGUCGAUAUGAUUUCAAAAUGUAUGGCACAUUUCUACAGCUCCACGGUAAAACAUUUGACUACAAGAUUCCCUACACAACAGUUCUACGGUUAUUUUUACUUCCACAUAAAGAUGGCAGACAGAUGUUCUUCGUGAUAAGUCUGGAUCCACCAAUAAAGCAAGGGCAGACAAGAUACCAUUUCUGUAUUCUGCUGUUCAACAUUGAUGAUGAAAUGUCAAUUGAACUAGGAGUAUCUGACGAUGAUCUCAAAGAGAAGUACGAGGGUAAAUUACAGAAGGAGAUGUCUGGUCCCGAGUACGAGGUGAUCAGUCGAGUGUUUAAGGCGGUAACGAAUCGUAAAAUCACAGUGCCAGGAUCAUUCUUAAGUAACACAAAAUCGCACUCCAUCAGCUGUUCUUACAAAGCAGCCACAGGCUUCCUGUAUCCUCUGGAGAGGGGCUUCAUAUUUGUUCACAAACCUCCCAUACACAUCCGCUUUGAUGAGGUGGUAACCGUUAAUUUCGCUCGAAGUGCAGGAACAAACAGAUCAUUUGACUUUGAUGUGGAAACGAAGUCUGGGACCACCUACACAUUUGUUGGAAUAGAGAAAGAUGAGUAUGGAAAGUUAUACGAUUUUGUGACCAGCAAAAAACUUAGAGUGAAGAACAUCAAUGGCAAAGGGGAUAAGGCACCAUACCGGGAUGACAUGUCUGGAUCAGAUGAUGAAGACGACCAUGAUGCUUAUCUGGAGAGAAUGAAAGCCGAGGGCAAGGACCGACAAAGUGGAGAUGAGGACGACGACAGUGAUAGCUCGGAUGAGUCCUACAAUCCCAAUGAGAGUGCCAGUGAUGUGGCUGAAGAGUAUGACAGUAAUCCUCCCACGUCGUCCGACGAUUCUGAGGAUUCUGAGGACCAGAGCAGUAGUGAGGAGGGAGGAGCUGAUGAGGAGGCCAAGCAACAGAGACGUAAAGAAAAGGAGGAAAAGAAGGCCAAAGCCAAGGAAAAGAAGAAGUCACGCACAGCUAAAACUGUGAGAGAAAAACUGCCUGGAUCAGAGAAGAAGAAAAAGAAAUCGAAAUCAAAGAAGGAUCCUAAUGCUCCUAAGAGGCCCAUGUCUGCCUACCUACUGUGGUUCAAUGCCAGUCGGGAGGAAAUGAAGAGAGAUAACCCCGAACUCAGCAUCACAGAUCUCAGUAAAAAGGCUGGGGAACUGUGGAAAGAACUGGAGGAUAAAACUGAAUGGAAUGAGAAGGCUGCAGUAGCAAAGAAACAAUAUGAGAAGGCCAUGGAGGAGUACAGAGCAGAGAAGGCUCAGGCCUCAGAAGAGGAGGAUGAGGAAUCCUCAAAGGACGGGAAAUCUUCAAAAAAGAGAAAGAGUCCCAAGAAGAGCCCAAGUAAAUCAGCUUCGGAGAGCCGAGCGGGGGCUGGGGCUAAUUAUAAGAGUAAGGAGUACAUUUCCAGCUCAGGCGAGUCAUCAGGAUCUGAUAGCGAUGACAAACCUCUCAAAAAGAAAACAAAGAAGGAUGAAGGCACAAAAGAAAAGAAAAAGAAAAAGAAAGAGAAGGAGGAGCCCAAAACAAGGAAGUCCAGGCGACAGAACAAAGGAGGAAGUGAGAGUGAGAGCAGUGUGGGGGAGCUUCCAGAGGAUGAAGAGAUCUUGGAUUCACCAUCUGUAUCAGAAAAAUCUGAAUCAGAGUCGGACUGAAUAACAGAGCUGAAGACUUGAAGUUUGUGAUGAGAACAGUGAAUUUGAUGUUACAUUGUACAUUCUCAUGGUAUGGGCCCAAAGCUCAUAUUAGGGGUAUAAAAACACAAUUUGAUAUGUAAAACUAUUGCAGCAUACAAGUAGUCAAGUGCUGCUGUAUUUGCUGUUGUAGAUGACAUCAAUGUGACAGGAUGUAAAAUGGAGAGGUUUUUAUGAAAAAAAAAAGGUUUAUUAUGAUUCAAAAUAUACGUAAAGGAGUAAAUGGAUCUGGUAAAAUAUUAAUAUGCUUGUUCAUAAAACUUUCAAUGUUUAAGUGCUAUUUGUGGACAAAUUGUUCAGAAACACUUAAGGUGUCAAAAUAUAAAAUAUUUAAUGUCAUAGUGCACAGAUCACAUGAGAUCUUCUGAGGAAAGUACUGUGUCUGAGUUUUGUGACGUUCAUGUAUGGUUUAAAAUAAAUACAUGUUUAAUGUA
Messenger RNA from Saccostrea cuccullata (small rock oyster), 2890 nucleotides. RefSeq names its product FACT complex subunit SSRP1-like. The coding region runs from base 96 to 2417 and encodes 773 amino acids. Lineage: Eukaryota; Metazoa; Mollusca; Bivalvia; Ostreida; Ostreidae. The transcript is spliced from 18 exons. The record is from RefSeq and is a predicted model, not a curated record. Gene Ontology annotation, molecular function: nucleosome binding; histone binding; DNA binding. Gene Ontology annotation, cellular component: nucleus; FACT complex. Gene Ontology annotation, biological process: regulation of chromatin organization.